GCGGCCGCCGGCGGAGCCCUAGGAGCUCCGCUGAGCGGCGGGAAGCCGAAGGAGCCCGAGGAGGAGGAGGGCACGCGCCCGCUCGAACGGGUAUUUUGAAUGAUUUAGCAUGGACCCUGUUGCUAGUCACAGCUGCCACCUUCUUCAGCAGCUUCAUGAGCAGCGUAUUCAAGGCCUUCUUUGUGACUGUAUGCUGGUGGUGAAAGGAGUCUGCUUUAAGGCACAUAAAAAUGUGUUAGCUUCUUUCAGUCAGUAUUUUAGGACUUUAUUUCAGAAUUCUUCGGGCCAGAAGAAUGAUGUUUUUCAUUUGAAUAUAAAAAAUGUAGGAGGCAUAGGGCAGAUACUGGACUUCAUGUACACUUCUCACCUGGAUCUUAACCAAGAUAACAUACAGACGAUGUUGGACAUAGCACAGUGUUUACAAGUACAAAAUGUAUUGAACAUGUGUCACGCAUUUUUGAAAUCUACUGCUAUCGAGCAGUCACCCGGCUUGCCUUGUAACAGUGCGUUCUCCCUGCACAGUGCUCUGGCUGCUGAUUCUAAUGGUAUUAUGAGUGAAAACUACCCUCCUCACCUACUACAAGAGUGUUCAGCAGGUACACAGCCUCAUAAGGUUUUGGAUGGCCAGCCUUCCCACGGACCACAAUCAGUUCAUCUUCAGAAUUCUUCGGGUGAAGGACCAAAACAGACAUCUGAUGCUAUAGGUGGCACCUGUACAGAACUUCCAUUUAAGCAGUCACAUUACUAUUACAAACUUAGAAACUUUUACAGUAAACAGUUCUAUAAACAAACUUCUUGUUCCAGUCACGAACGAGUCAUUGAGCAGCCCUUUGCUUUCAGUGCAUCUACAGAUCUUAACCCAGUAGAAAACCAUGACUGUACUGUCAGUCCCUCUGAAUGUAUCUUGGAGUCUUCUGAACACCUCCCUUCUAACUUCCUUGCCCAGCCUUUGAAUGAAGCCGCCCCAGAUCUGGAGUCCGAUGGCACAUCAUUGCUGCCUGCUGAACAGAGGAGAUUGAAAAAAGCUAUCCACCUCAAGAAACUAAGCUUCCUAAAAUCACAACAGUCUGCAGAAGAAUCAUCUGAAGCUAAAGCAGAUCAUAGUUUAGCAAAAGGAAUAGCAGAGUCACCUUUAGUUAGUGAAAGCACCGUAGAGAAAGCUAUUAGUCAAGGUACUGAAGAAAAAGAAAGUGAAGAAAUCAUCAGUUCAGAGCAUUUUGAUUGUGUUGCUGAAAUUGCAAGGACUGAGGGCACUGUCGUCUUGAAAGACCAGACACAAACGCUGCAGCUGCAAAGACAGUACACUUGUGAGCUAUGUGGAAAGCCUUUCAAACAUCCCAGCACGUUGGAGCUUCACAGACGGUCACAUACAGGUGAGAAACCUUUUGAAUGUAACAUUUGUGGGAAACACUUCUCCCAGGCAGGUAAUCUACAGACUCAUCUACGUCGGCAUUCUGGCGAAAAGCCCUACAUCUGUGAAAUCUGUGGGAAAAGAUUUGCAGCCUCUGGUGAUGUCCAACGGCACAUUAUUAUUCACUCAGGAGAAAAACCACAUUUGUGCGACAUCUGUGGUCGAGGGUUUAGUAACUUUAGCAAUUUAAAGGAACACAAAAAGACUCACACCGCUGAUAAAGUCUUCACCUGUGACGAAUGCGGGAAAUCUUUUAACAUGCAACGCAAAUUGGUCAAGCACAGGAUCAGGCACACUGGCGAACGACCGUACAGCUGCUCGGCGUGUGGGAAAUGCUUUGGGGAAUCAGGUGACCUACGCAGGCAUGUCCGAACUCAUACUGGAGAAAAGCCAUAUACCUGUGAAAUUUGUAACAAAUGCUUCUCUCGCUCUGCUGUGCUUCGGCGACACAAAAAAAUGCACUGUGAGGCCAGCGCUGAGAGUCCAACAGCACACGAUGAGUUUGCGCGAGUCGAUGAAACAUCUGAUCUUGAAAAGUCUCAGAGCUCGGACUCUUUUUCCCAAGAUAUGUCAGUUACUUUGUUGCCAGGAUCUGUGAAGCUCCCUGUCCGUCCAGUAGGGAAUUCUUCAGUGGAAUUUAGUGGCACUUCAUCAGGUUCCUAUUGCAAGUUGAGGUCCAUGAUUCAACAAAAUGAAGUUACUGACCAGGAGAAAUUGAGUCUCGAUGCUGCUAAACUCCCCAAACCUCAGAUGCAGCAGACACCUCAUCAGUCUUAUGCUUUCCCAGAGGUAGCCACAUCAGCUGCUGAAGAGCCCCUGCAGUCUGAUAGUAUGUCCAUGAUUCGCUCGUCUGUGGCAGCUCUUGACAAUCAUUGUAAUGAUGCACUGAGCAACCGGUCAUCGUCUGCCACUUACAGGAGCUCGGAAGGACCUUUUUUUUCUAGUAUGACUCUUUGGGGUUUAGCUAUGAAGACUUUACAAAAUGAAAAUGAGUUAGAUCAGUAACACAUUCUAUUAUUAAUUCUCGUUCAGCUUAGAACUUGCCAGACUGGGAUCAUGACCAGAUUUUUUAAUCACUUUUCACUUUGCAGGCCCCAUUCUAACCAUUGUAAGAGAAAAUGACCAACUCCUUGCUCUUGGGAGUAGAGAGAAGGCAAGUUGUAGCAUCAGCCUUGGCCCAUCAUUAGGGCAAAGCACAGAUCACAGUCACAGACCAUAAUAUCUCUAUGGGACCUUAGAAGUGCUCUGUUCCAUUUUAUAAAUAAGACAACUGAAAUAGUCUUUCCCUUCCCACCUCUUUCUCCCCCCGCCCCAGAGAAAUGACAUGUCCAUGAUCUCAUAGGUAGAGCAGAAAUGUCGGAUAUAGAAAAAGAUUUCAGAGACCUUAUCUAACCCUCUCAUUUUACAGAAGAGGAAGCUGAAGGUCAGAAAACUUGCCCAGGUCUACACAGAGCCUUUUCAAUCCAGUUUGCCUGACUACCGAUCCAGUUUUCUUUUCACUGUGCUACAUGUUGUUAGAUAAUAGCUUGAGUCAGAAAACCCAGAGGGUUUUUAUAAACUUUCAGUUUACAUGAUAAUUGCAAACAUUUAGGUAAUAUGUUACUACACACUUGAUAACUACUGUGCAUUUUUUUCCUAGUCAGGGUAAAAGUUGUGUAUCCAGAAUUUUAUUUUUACAUUUGUAAAAAAAUAAGACUUGCGUUUCCAGUAUUUUUAUAUACAUAUAUAUUUUUUAAAACCCUAAAUAUUUUACACGAAGAUUUUAUUUGUAUAUGUAGCUCAUAUACUGUAAUUUAAUAAGUGGAAACUGUCUUUCUGUGUGGUAGGAUAUAAUACUAUAUUUUAUAUGUAUAUGUAUUCAGUUCAGCAAACAUUAAGUGCUUACUAUGUCACUGUUAGAUGUUUGUACAAAAACUUUAUAGUCUAAUGGGAUGGGCCGAAGGACAUGUACACUAUAUAACACAUGUACACAAAUAAUGGGAAAAAGGGAGAAUGAGAUAAAUGCCAGAAGUCUAUGAGAAAUUUGAGAAAAGACAUUUUCACUUUUUGUGGAGUGAGGGGAGGUAUGGAAUCUGAGCUGGUACUUAAAAAGAGAGGCCCCCACAGAUGAAGUAUUUGGGCAGAGGGGCAUCCAUUUCAGGUAUAGAGGAUGGAAAGAGCAGAUUCAUGGGGGCAGAACAAGGCUGGAUAUGAAGAAGAAGCAAAAAUUAACUCAGUUGUUCUGGAGUGUAAAAUGCAUUUUUAUUUUGUUAAAUACUUCCCAAUUACAUUUUAAUCUAGUUCAGGCCACACUCAGGAGGGUUGGGGCCACAUACAGCCAGGCCCUCAUGUUUUGACAUAUCUGAUGUAGCAGACAGAUUGAGAGGGAAUGGAUUGGAGGCAAGGAGAAAAGAAACCCAAAAAUAACAGGAGACGUGGAGAAAAACCCAAAGGCAAAGUGACCUGUCUGGAGAUAAUGAGCUUUGUUUAUGAAGGUUUUAGUUUAGGGCAGGGACUCAUAACCUGGAGUCCAUUAACUUUUUAAUGACUUUCACCACAAUUGGUUUCCUUUGUAAUCCUCUGUAUUUUAUGAAUUUAAAAACAUUAUUUGGAAAAGUAGUCCAUGCACUUCACCAGGCUGCCAAAUGGAUCCAUGACACAAAAGUAGUUAAGGAUCCCUCUUGUAGGGCCAAGGUCCCAGUUCCAUGUGACUCCCUUUCUUUGCAAGGCUAGAAAUCUUUUUAAAAAAUACAGGUUGUAAAUAAGAUUUAUAAAAUUUUUGAGACUCCAGGCAGUCAAUAUUGAUCACCAAGAUGAGAAGGUGGUCUCCCAGCCAGUUGAAUUUGGUGGUUCCUCUGACCACCCCAUCCACCAUCACUCUAUAAUAAAAGCACCAACCCAGUCAGUAUCCAAUAAAAAAAUUUUUUCUCUAGUAAAUCACUGGUUUUUAAAAAUGCAAAUAACCAGUAAACAAAAUUUAAAAUAGCGUUAAGAUGCUUAGUAAUGAGCCAUGUCACCCAUUGCAUGUAUCAGUAAAACAGAAAUAAUAGUAUAAAUUCACUAAUGUUCCAUUGGUUUUUCUGAGAAGCUAUAAUUUAGUCAUUCUUAGCUGGACUCAAUAUGCCAAGAGUGGAACCAAGGAAAGGAAAAGGCUCUGUAUGCUGUUGCAAGGAUUGGAGCAGGUCUACUGAAGAGUGUCCUCCCUCUGUUGCUGCUACUGCCACUGCCACUGUUGUCUCUCCAACUUGGUCUCUCCAGAAAGAUAUAGAAACUGCCACUGAAGUGGAAAAUUUCACCCUCUGGUUCUAUUCCUAUAACAGCUUGGAGUCUUCCUUACUUAGGAAGAAAUACCAUUCCCUGAGUUGUUAGUGACAGGUCUCCUGGCAAGGCAUUCAGUGCAAGCAUUGCCAAAAUGGCUAUUCCGAUACUAAGUCCAAGAUUUAAAUGGUUGGUCUCCUAGAAGAAGUAAAUGGUUUUUCAGAGCUUUGCAAAUGGAUGGAUUCUGUUCUAGAGCUAUUCCACAUUAGUAAUAACUGACAUUUGCAUAGUCCUUUCUGAUUUAUAAUGUGCAUCGAUAUAUUUUCUCAUUUCAUCCUCAUAACAAACCAACCCUAUGAAUUAAGUAGUAUUGUCCACAUUUUGCAGAUGAAACAAAAUUUAAGUGACUUGUGUGAUUACACAGCUCGUCGGAGUCUGAAGGUAGGUCUCCUGACUCCCAAAUCCAAUGCUCUUUCCAUUAUACCAAAAAAAGCAUGCCUUUUGAGAAUCCGUAGAACAGGAACUAUAUGUUCCAGGUAUUCUUGUUUAAGGAGGGAGGAGAAGCCUGGCAUCUAGCAACUAUCAGCAGAUCUAAUUUUUGAAACUUUGACUUUCAUUUCCUCCUGUGAAUUCAUUUUCAGUGCUUGUCUAUGUGCAAAAAUAGUAUAGACAACUCACUUAACAGCAUUUGCUUUUAGGGCACAUUCAGAAAUGUUAAAAAUAAGCUCAAGAUGAUGGGAGUGAUUCAUGACUAGCCAAGCUGUUUGAAAGAGACAUCACUCUAACAAAAGAUCAGGAAUGCAAAUUAUUUUGGUUAAAUGGGAAACAAAAAUGCAUUUCCUCCCAGGGCUCAGCAGUUCAGGUUACCUUUUAUGAGUUUCUGAAAUGACCAAGUUAGAUGAUGCCCAUUAAGGCUGUCAAAAUCCUCAGACCUACCAGGAAUAUAAAAGCUAUUUAACUACUGAGUGCUAAGUCUGCAUAAAGAUGCCUUGUGAUAAUUUCUCCUGGCCAUGGCCAAAAGCCUAGGACAAAGGCCUAAGCCACUUGCCAGGGUCCUGUAGAGCCCAGAAGAAUAAGGACAAGGCAUCGGGAACCAGGCGAUUAAAUGAUGUUGCAGCACAAUGUCACAGGGCAGUAGCUAAACCCAAAGUAUUAGGUUCACAGGUUUAGAGAUCAGAGGAGCUGUAGAGAUUUCUUCCAACCCCCCUUAUUUUUUAUAGGAUCAGGCAUAGGAAUGAGUCGAAAGAUUUUGCACUAAGAUCCCAGCUGUGAAGAAGUCAUGUUUAUAUUUGUAUCUCCUGCAGCACCUGAAAUGGGCCCUAAUAAGUGCUUAAUAGAUGUUCAUUGGGUUAAAAAGAAUGGUAUAUUUCCUUAUUACCUGCCUCUUGAAGGUGGUACUAGCCCAGAAUUAGAAACUAAUCUAAGCAUUUUGACUUUACUGUGAGAUAGGUCACGAUUCUGUACAGCUGAGCAUAAAUGAGGUUCAGAGAGGACCCAUACAACCAGACGUUGACAGAACCACCCCAAAGAACCACUUCAUCUGCCCAUUAUUAUUUCAAACCCCAGCCCCUUUCCCCAGGAGCAGAGUCUGCUGUUAGUCUUUAAUAAAUGUUUUGCUUGUAUUCUUCA
Messenger RNA from Phascolarctos cinereus (koala), 6277 nucleotides. RefSeq names its product zinc finger and BTB domain containing 49 (gene ZBTB49). Gene Ontology annotation, molecular function: protein binding; DNA-binding transcription factor activity, RNA polymerase II-specific. Gene Ontology annotation, biological process: regulation of transcription by RNA polymerase II. Gene Ontology annotation, cellular component: nucleus. Lineage: Eukaryota; Metazoa; Chordata; Mammalia; Diprotodontia; Phascolarctidae. The record is from RefSeq and is a predicted model, not a curated record.